This is a messenger RNA of Darwinula stevensoni, 1205 nucleotides long. The record is from the annotation of a GenBank genome assembly. NCBI's taxonomy places the organism in Eukaryota, Metazoa, Arthropoda, Ostracoda, Podocopida, Darwinulidae.
UAUAUACAAGGCUUCUGCUCUCCAUUCUGCCUCCAACAUCAAUUCCUCACGUUCGUCCAGUGCGCCUGUAUCCGGUCAUCUCAUCCAGUGAGGAGCCCGCAACAGGAGGAACAACCAAACGAUGGCCCAGCAGAUGAUGAUGGCAGCCCUGCUCUUCUGCUCCCUUGGAGUCCUGGAAUACUGCAGGAGCGAACCCCAAAUCGCUCCCCAGUUCCGGACCAUCCGGGAGAUUCGGCGACCGGAACAGUUUCAGGAACUCCUCAAAGGACUGCUCGACGAGAUCGCACUGAGGCAGAAGCCCAGAUUCGGGAAGCGAGGGAACCUAGGAUCCGACUUCGCCGUCGAGCCGAUGGACCUGGAGGAAUCCCGCAUCCCCCUGCCUCUCUACAGGACGAUCCUCUCCAGGAAACUCUACGACGACCUCCAGGAUUGAUUCCCUUCACUCAGUUCUAGCUGUCGCAUCCGUCAUUGCCCCCUGUCCGGCGAGAGAGAGUGAGAGAGAUCCCGAUCCCACCGUUCCGUUGAAAUAAUAGAGUGUUGAGAUGCCUCCCCUUCCCGGAAAGGGGUUUAGUCACCGUUUUGCCGAUCGUGACAUUUGGACGUAUUUUCUUGUUUCGUUCAAAAUAAACGUCGUGUCUGGACGCGAGAGUCUCUUCCCGUGCCUGGUCAUCGAAUUUUCAAUCUGAACCUGAUUCUCCGUUUUCCCUUUUCCUUUCACAUUCUGUUUAUUAUUAUUACUAAUAUUAUUAUAUAUAUUAUUUAUUUAUUUAUUUCGUAGCAUUAUUUUAUAUGUUCGCUCCUGUUGAUGGCUGAUUCUUCUUGCUUCGCUUCAGGUGGACUCUCAGUAUCGCUCACUCCCUUGCAUGGAGUGCAUGGAAUGGAAUACAAUAAACCUAAAGACAGAGUAAAAACGAGUCAAGAUUUUCACUUUAAUCACGCAGACAAAUAUGAAGGAACAUUUCGAGUCUCGCUCGUAUUCCGAACUAUGAAAACCCAAGACGCCACUCGCAGUCGCACAAUUUUAGCCAACUCGGCCGUUCACCUAAUCGCAUCCGAUAAUCCGAUGCACCCGACAAAUCAACCUCGUUCUCACUCUCUCUCGUUGCAAUAAUUUUUUCAUGUCACCAUUAGUCAUAAUUGACAACAAAUUGGUUUCCAUGGUUACUAUUGACAGCCCGCAGUCAGGAUAAAUCUCCUACUUGACG